Penicillium pulvis is the source of this 945-nucleotide messenger RNA. Its product is annotated as SDR family NAD(P)-dependent oxidoreductase. NCBI's taxonomy places the organism in Eukaryota, Fungi, Ascomycota, Eurotiomycetes, Eurotiales, Aspergillaceae. Gene Ontology annotation, molecular function: oxidoreductase activity. The record is from RefSeq and is a predicted model, not a curated record. The coding region runs from base 1 to 945 and encodes 314 amino acids. The transcript is spliced from 4 exons.
AUGUCAGCCGCAGCACGACAGCGUCUCCAAGCUUUAAGCAAACAGCUCGUGGAGGGCAUUCCUGACGAGGGUACCUUUGAGGGGAUUCCUCGGAUUCGCCAUAUUGCUUCAGAUUCAGCUGGUCCUCGAACAAAGGACAAAGUAGUAAUCGUGACUGGUGCCAACUCUCCGAAUGGUAUUGGUCGGGCUAGUGCACACCAGUUUGCCAAUAAUGGUGCCAAAGCAGUGUAUAUUUGUGACUACAGCGACACGCACCUCGCAAUCCACAAGCGGGAAAUGGAAUCUCUCUAUCCAGGAGUAGACGUGCAUACAAAACAAUUCGAUGCAGCCGAUGAAAAGGCCGUAGUAGCCGUCAUCGACGAGGCGAUUGCCAAAUACGGUCGCUUAGAUAUCUUUUUCGCCAAUGCCGGGAUAGUGGGACAACCGAAGAUGUUUACAGAUAUUGAUGCCGAUGGCUUUAUGAAAACCAUGAAAACAAAUGCUCUUGGUGUUUUCCUGGCAGCCAAGCACGCGGCCCCGGCAAUGAAGGUUACCUCGCAAUCCAAGCCAUAUCCAAGCGGUUCGAUUAUCUGCACUGCCUCGGUUGCUGGGCUGCGUUCCAACGCCGGUUCGACCGAUUACUCUGCUUCUAAGGCUGCAGUCGUCUCUAUCGCACAGACAACCUCGUACCAGCUUGCUGGUACAGGUAUUCGGAUUAACGCCAUUUGUCCCGGUCUGAUCGAGACGGGCAUGACGCAAUCGGUCUUUGACCAUGCACGGAAACGUGGCACAGAGCGCAAGAUUGGCCAGUUGAACCCCAUGCAGCGUGGUGCGGUUGCUGAUGAGGUUGCACGUGUGGCGCUGUUCCUGGGUAGCGAUGAGAGCAGCUACGUGAAUGGGCAGGCAUGGGCUGUGUGUGGUGGAUUGAGUGCUGGACACCCCGUUGUCCCUGGAAAGCUAGCAUAA